Messenger RNA from Xyrichtys novacula (pearly razorfish), 6360 nucleotides. NCBI's taxonomy places the organism in Eukaryota, Metazoa, Chordata, Actinopteri, Labriformes, Labridae. The record is from the annotation of a GenBank genome assembly.
CCGUUUGAAAAAACUGUUCGAAGUGAAACAAAGACGGUCUACUCAGCUGCCAUGACCCGACAAGAGAAUUAGCUUAGCGUGUACAUCGAAAAAGUUUCAAAAACCCAGUUAUCUGCUUUACUUUGGAUUAACAGCCGACACGGAACCUCAUUUUCUGACGAAGAAGACGGACAGCUGACAUUCAGCAAAUAGCGGCGAGAAUUUGACGCCAACGUGUCCUCGGGUCGGUCUACUACACGCACUGUGAACUCUGCCUCAGCCAACUAGUACAACCUGUUCUUGUUGGAUUUAACCAUGGAUGCCGUCGUUAGUUUUACAAACCAGAGCCAAGGCAGGGACCGUAUAUUCAGGUGAGUUGUUUAAAAUAUUUCCAACCUGGUUAAAGUGUAUUUGGACUUUUGGGUUAAGCGUUGCGCAAAUGCAGAGCGCGCUAAGAGGAGUUAAAAGUGUCUACCUCUCCCUCUCUCUCUUUUUCCGUCAUAUUUCUUUAUUUCAGGACAACCCAAUAUGCAUGUGCACUGUCCACGUAUCUACUUAGAGACAAUCCUGAUAGAAAGGAUCUUGUGGCAAAACUAAAAAGUCUGGAAACGACCAUGAGCGCUGGACGAAAACGUGAGUAUCACAUUUGACUUGUACAUGAAGGCGGGGCCCCUAAGUGACUUGAGUUCAGGUGCUCCUGUAAAGAAGGGUGCUUUGAAGGUUUUUAUGCCACAGUGUUCAUUAUUUCAUAGGAACACAGUGUUGCCCCCUAAAUUAGACGAGAAACUUGAACGUCUUCACCAAUUACCUUUUACCUCUCCACCUUUGCCCCUUCCUCCUGACAGUAAAAUCACAUCAUUGCUGGUAAAAUAUUAGCCUAUAUCUCCUCUCUCCAAGUCCAAGACUCUUCUCUUGUUUCUCUGAAAAGUACCCCAUAUAUUCCUGUUUUAUUUUGAUCCUUUAAUCACUUUGAUCCUGUAAUCACAUAAAAUUAAUUUUACAUUGUCCAUAAUCACUCAUAUCCUAACCCUGUAAACUGAAUUCAUUUUGUUUCACCAUUACAUGAACUCCCCUGUCUCUGUCUUUCACCCUCGUUCUCUACUCUCUCUCCCUCCCUCUCCAUCACUCUCUCUCUCUCUCUCUCUCUCUCUCUCACUCUCUCUCUCUCUCUCUCUCUCUCUGCUCAAGGUUUCUGCCUGUUAAAAGGAAGUUUUCCUUGCCACUGUCGCUCAUGUUACAUGAGUUGAGCCAAAUCCCAUUUAAGGUUGGGUCUCGAUAAUUCAUCAAUGAGCGUGGUCUAGACCUGCUCUUUUUCUUUGGAAAGCGUCUUGGGAUGACGACUGUUGUGAAUUGGCGCUAUAUAAAUAAAAUUUGAUCGGUUGAUUGAUUGAUCCUUCGAUCAGUAUUGCAACAAUAAUCAAAAAGAAGUUGUCUUUGAAUACUGAAUAUUGUUGAGUUUGAUAAACAGAACAAAAAUACAUUAAAAUUACAAAAUGUAAAGCUCAUUUAAUCUUUUCACUACAAGCUCUGAAUUUCGACAGCUUCUCAUAACUGCUGUCUCUAAUAACUGUUCCCAUGUACGCUUCUUUCCUCAUUGUUUGUCCUUUCCUUUGUAAAGUUUCGACUGUGCCAUUUAGUUUUCCUCCUACAUAUUCAACACGUGUUUAAUUGACUUGUGUGCACUAAUGGAAGGAAAUAAAGCAGACCUCCCUCGUUAUUAUUCCAUCCCUUUCUCUCUCUCUCUCUCUCUCUCUCUCUCUCUCUCGCUUCCUCUCUCUGAAUCUGUAAUAUUACUCUAGGCUGCUGCAUAAUAACCUAAAAUCAACUGACGAGAGUUGAAAUAUGGAUUCAUAUCUUUGCCCUCUAAGAAGUCGGUCUCCCUGGUCUUAUACUAUGCAAAGUAAACACAAUAAUAUUUGACCGACAAUGUCAGGAAGAACUUUUGAUCGCCCACGCAUUCAGGCCAAGAAGACAGAGGCUGAGCCACUGCAAAAAAAAAAUCCUUUGUUGUUUGACUUUUUCGUCCUCCCAUCACAAUCAUAAUCAAUAAAUGAAUUAUUCUCUAGAAACCUUUGGCAAAGCUCACCUUUGCUCUAGAAAACAGCAAAUAGUUCAUUAUUCAUUAGAGCAGAAAGCAGCAGAUGAAAGUUAGGUUUGUUUUGGGUAAUUGCUGCUGAGUGUCUUUGAUUUUUGGUGCCUUUACUUGAUAUUGUUUUAUAAAAAGUGUGAGAAAUAUGUUUGAUGUAGUUCUCGGUUGAAACUAUGAAGAAGUUUUACACGUUAACCAUUUGUAUCCAGACAAUCCAAUCAGCCAAAUCUUGAAGUUGUCUGUAUUCCUCAGCCAUGGAGCACUGAAGGCAAAGCUUAUGCUGCCACCAAAUUACGAUCAUCCACAUUGAGUGUAUAUUUUAUCCUGAAAUAUUAUUUCCUAAUCUGUUUUUCCAACAGUCACUACCUCAAUGGUUUCCAAAAGCAAAAUCAAAUAAUUCAUGAGAAAAACCAUUUCGCCAAGAUAUUCUGCAAAGUGGAUGAGUGGUGAAGCAUUUGAAGGAAAUGUCACAAACUACACAUUCAUUAUUGCUGCUGCACACUGUGCCUUACAUAACUUAUCUCCAGCACAUAAAAAACACGCAUAAAUUAGGUCUUUCCAUUAACACAAGGCCGUUUUUGUUAAUGUUCUACAGAAAUGCAUUACAUUAUUACUAUUAGAAAGGCCUAAAAGAGGAAGACAUUUUGGCUCUUUUAUCCCCUCUUUUUUGACAACCAAGCUGAUGGCUUUUAGUCUUUUUGGGUUGUUUCUUUUCCACUGUGAGCCAGAAUAGAUGUUAGGGUACUGACUGCACUGUGAACUGGCUCUAUGGACAUGCUUUAACUGUGGCUGAUGACCCUAACACUGGCCUCAACGGAUCAUAGGUAGAUUUACUUUACAACCCUGAGGGAAAGUUCAAGUUUUUCAACUUUGACACUUGGGAAGAGCCUCAUUUGGCCUGAGCUGUACAUGGAAAUGAUUGAAAGCCCUCAACUGGAGAAGGGUCAGGCUGUGUAGACUACGGCCCUUUUGUUGCUGUUGCAGUGGAGAUGUAUCAGGUCCAAAGUCAGGUUUUGUUGCUGCAUCAUUCAGUGAUCUUACUCUGGAUCAGAGGUGCAGUGUCAAGACCUUCCUGUGUUUUUCACACACUGUUUCACCCAUUGAGAGUUAAGAAAUAUGUAGAUCUUAAAACUUGAAGCAGCUUGUAAGAGAGGAAACUACUUUUUAGUGUGAUUCAUCAGUGAUGCAGUAAACAUGCCUUUUGAAGGUCUUACAAAGCACUGAAUGUAAACACACCGAGCAAAAGGACUGACAUCUUUUUCAGAGGGGAAAAUUAUAGAAAAAAUGACAGUUGCAGACAUUUUAUUGUCUUUUUAAGUGUCAGUGGCAAACUGCGACAAUGAAAUAUUGACCUGACAUUUCAUAUUAGAUUGAUUUAUAGCUCUAAUCCCCUUUUUCUUCCUCCUUUGUCAGUGUUCAGGCUGGGAAACACAAUAAAUUCCAUUGAGGCUGCUAAGCGAACCAUGCAACUCUCUGACCGAGUGCUGUGCCUCUGCCUUACUGCGGCCAACAUGACCCGCGCCCUCUACUUUGUCUGUGACAAUGCACUGUGGGCCAGAAAUGUUGGCCUUAUUCGCAAUAUGGACAAAGAACGCUGGAGCCUAAAUGCCUCUCGCUGCUACUUCAUCUCACUAGUUAUGAAUCUGACCCGAGACGUGUAUGUUAUCCUCCAGCUAAUGUCACAGAAAGCAAGAGAUAGACGCUUUAGACAGAAAAUGGACACACAUCUGAAUGGGAAUCCUGAAGUAGCUGAUGUGGUCGUCCCUCAGCUGGAUGCGUUUCUCUUUCUUCUCCUGGAGAGCCUAAGAUCACAUCCGGCUGUUGCUUUGGAUACGCUGAAGAAUAUAUGUGAUCUCUUCAUUCCCUUAGACAAGCUGGGGAUAUACAAGUCAAACGCAGGAGUGGUUGGAUUCUGUGGACUGAUGUCCUCCGUGAUUGGCAUUGUAACCCUUGCACAGCCCAAGUUGAAGAUCAAACCCUGAUAAUGAGGGCGAAGAUAAACCGUAUAAUAAGAUCAGGUGACAUAUCACAGACAACAUGUUCGGAGACGACUCUGCUUUUCUUACUGAAAACAAAAACUGAAAGGCUGUCAACUUUCUUGAUUGUCUGUAUUUGUUGUCUUUUGGUACAGGUUUUUGAUAUUGUUGAAAUUUACACAGAAAUACUUAACAUUACACAGAAACCAGCGUAGGUCUAAGCACUGAUUUAAACAGGGUGCAUAACAACUUUUUUAAAAUAAUGUUUGUUUGUUUUUUUAAUUUAACAAGCCUGAGCUUUUCCUACAAGCAUUCCUGUCCCACAACACUUAAAACCAGAAUGUACUGUAUGUCAAAAUAAGGGCUCCUGACCUAAGACCUUAAUGUGACUCCACUGUUUUCUCUCUGCUGACUGAUGCUGCUAUAAGUUCUUUUUUAACAUUAUGAAUUAAGUGAUGGAUAAACUGCUCCUCGGCCAAAUAGUGCCUCCGGGGGGAAGAAUUCAGGGAUUAUUACUGCAUCUGUGAUUGAGUUUUAUUUUGUACUGCACAGUGGGAGCCUGUACCUUUACUUUCAGCAGGUAAUACUGUAUGUCAAAUGGAAGAAAAGUGAAAAGAAAUGAUUUUGCAUGACAGAAUCAAGCAAAUCUUGUUCAUACUUGAAGACAUACCUUUGAAAAUAGAUUUAUUGAUAAAUUCUUAAUAUAUUGAGUCUUGUAUUUUGCGUCUCUGUUAUUGUUGUGACACAAACAAACAUGUUUAUGAGAAGAAACUGGAAACCUUUAAAUUCUUCUCGUCCUCGAGUAAAAGCCCUCAAAGCUGCAGGCACACACCUCCUCUUAUCAGGUGUAGUAGGAGGAGCGUGAUGGCCAGUUUUUUCACUGUCACAGUCAAAGUUUUAGAUUAUUAAUAGUUUUAAAGGUAAUUAAAAGGUUUUCCAUAUUCGUAUAGAGCCAAGAGCCAAUAAUGAUAGACUAACUUUGAGUGUGGAUCUGUGGGAAACAGUUGUGAAUCAGUUUAUAAAAGAGCAACACUGCCCUCCUGGGGAAACAGGACACCUUGGUGAAUUGAAAAGAGCUUUAUUUUUCAUAUACUUGGACAACGAUACACUUUUUCUGCUGAAAGCUUUUCUUAAGAGGAUGAUAAUGUGAUAAAGCAUCCACCAUUUAAGAUUGCAAAAAUAUAUUCCGUUUCCCUUUCACUGAACAUUUGAGUUUUGCUGUGGAAAAAAAAAGAUCUAACUAUGCAGAGAUGAAUUCCAAAAACAGGACAUAAACACAUACAAAGCAAUAAAUAAAGAAAUAUAUUGUCCGUAAUCAGUUGCAGUGAUUUGUAAAGUUAGUGUUCGAUUUCACAUUUCAGUUCACACAGUUUUUCCAGUUCCAACUGACUCAUGAAUCACACUCAGUUUUAAUUUGCUGAAAUAGUUUCCAGGAAAAAGUCCUGCCUGUAGUUGCUGUGUCAUGGGUGUGCUGAUAAUCGUGACAUUUUUGAAAUGUCAAAGGUUUUCUAGGUAAAAAAAAAAAAGACUGUCUUGGUGUCAUAUCAUUGUCAAAUUCAUAUGAUAGAAAUUUAAGGCAUCUAAUUAAACUCGGUCUAAAAAAAGAGCAAAGCACUUGGAAGAAUGGCACCAGUGUGAAACUACAGAUUCAAUACUGCUGGCCCAAGUUUAAUGAAUUUCAUAUCAAUAAAUGACAUGCAGAGAUACUCGGCACCUUCAGUAGUUGUCUCCUGAACAAUUAAACAAAAAAGUUAGCACUUUGGAACCCUCUGUUUCUACACAGCCGAUUAGUUCUCAUGAACGGUACUAUUUUCUUCAUUCAGACCUUCAAUGAGGUUGAUAUUUUGCCUCAGGAGCUUUUCCAAGGAUACAGUUUGUGUGGUUUAAUUAUGUCUAAUAGACCAAAUCUACAGCUGUGUCUCAAUACACAGAGAAAUUAUUCUGUAUUUACCUGUUUUGCUCAUUUUUAAACACACUUUUUUUUUCUUUUUGCUCUGAUAUGGCUAAACAUUUAAUCACGCCUAAAUGUUUUUAUAAAUUUUAGAACGAUCUGGCAUUGUUUCACUAUGAAACAAACGGACUAAUCUCAUCAAGAACCAUAAAAUACAAAGAGGUCUGGUCCUGAGAAUGAAAGCGUUUAUGAAGGAGAACCAGAACUUUUAAAAUCCAGGAGUAUUUUUAACUCUGAUUAAUUUAAGUCCCUUAGUUCACUGACUAUCUAUGCUUAAAACUCUUAAAUUUUCCGACAGUCAGUGCUAAUAAGUAUUUCUCUCAUGGAGUUGAUCAUAUGUGCCAAGUCAGAGCAAACAAUGCGAG